This is a messenger RNA of Ailuropoda melanoleuca (giant panda), 2895 nucleotides long. It is a transcript of the gene POLE3, whose product is annotated as DNA polymerase epsilon 3, accessory subunit. The coding region runs from base 165 to 608 and encodes 147 amino acids. The record is from RefSeq and is a predicted model, not a curated record. Gene Ontology annotation, cellular component: epsilon DNA polymerase complex; CHRAC. NCBI's taxonomy places the organism in Eukaryota, Metazoa, Chordata, Mammalia, Carnivora, Ursidae. The transcript has 4 exons. Gene Ontology annotation, molecular function: protein heterodimerization activity; chromatin DNA binding. Gene Ontology annotation, biological process: leading strand elongation; DNA damage response; heterochromatin formation.
GAGGGAGGCUAUGGCGCGCGGGGCACUGUGGGACGCAGUGUGGGCAACGUGGGGCGGGACGGAAGCCUCUUUGGGUCAGACUGUGGCGACGCGGGAAGUCCGGACGCCGUAGGGGCCUGAAGAAGAGGCUUGAGACGGAGGCGCGGGCCGUGGCGCCGGCGACAAUGGCGGAGAGGCCCGAGGACCUAAACCUGCCCAAUGCUGUCAUCACCAGGAUCAUCAAGGAGGCGCUCCCCGACGGUGUCAACAUCUCCAAGGAGGCUCGCAGCGCCAUCUCCCGCGCCGCUAGCGUCUUCGUGUUGUACGCCACUUCCUGUGCCAACAACUUCGCAAUGAAAGGGAAACGCAAGACCCUGAAUGCCAGUGAUGUGCUCUCGGCCAUGGAAGAGAUGGAGUUCCAGCGGUUCGUUACCCCGUUGAAAGAAGCUCUGGAAGCAUAUAGGAGAGAGCAGAAAGGCAAAAAGGAAGCUUCAGAGCAAAAGAAGAAGGACAAAGACAAAAAAACAGAUGCAGAAGAGCAAGACAAGAGCAGGGAUGAGGACAACGAUGAAGACGAGGAAAGGCUGGAAGAAGAAGAACAGAAUGAAGAGGAGGAAGUGGACAACUAAUGGGACGGGAAGACUGUGGCACCUUGGAAGGUACCACCCUGAAAUGUGGUACGUUUGUGAGAGGCUUUUCUCUGCUGGGGAGAGUAGUCUUAGCCAGAAGAGCCUGAGAAGAUCAAAAUAAAAACUGACUAAAUUAUCAAAACCAGCGCUUCCGUCAGAGCGUCAGAGUAGCAGAAUCCCAUUUUGCCAGAUCAGUCUGAAGGUAAUGACUUUUGGCAAGCGGGAUUCUGAGUGGCUAAUUUGAUUAGUCAAUUUGAUCUCUUUUGUUUACUUACAUAUAUGCUUAGGCGGUUUUUGAUCGCCAGUUCCCUUCCCACCCAUUCCCCCAAAAAAGUAAUAAUGACUUCCAUGCUGCCUGCUGUGUUCCAGAUCACAGAGGUAGUCAAAGCUCAGGAAAAAUUGGGGCUUUGAGCAUGGUCAGCCUGCUUUGAUUGCACAGGAUUUGGCAAUACUAGCUUAUUAAAGUGGUCAGAAUGUGUUUAGCUUUAGGAAACUACUAAAAGGUUACGGGAAAGGAAUGAAAUCUCUUGUCUCUUCACUUGACAGUAACAUUAAUUGAAUUUUGAUUCCUCCAGACCCACUUGGCUUGGAGCUCCUCUAUCUUGCCUGGUAGGCAUUGGGGUGGCUGCACUCUGGGCACAUAUGCUUUUAAAUCAGCAGUGUAGAAUGGAAUUAGUCAAGCGAAUGUGCCAAUAUCUCACUGUUACUGGGGAAAAAUAAAGAUGGUUUAGUCUUAGAUAGACCUCACUGCCUACCACUGUAUGGCUUUAGGAUUUAUGGUCACUUCCUGGAAGGUGUAAAAUUCCAGGCUGUCUCUUCUCGUAGUCCAUUUCCCAGGCUUGUGACUUGCGUUUUUCAUUCUCCCAAUUCAUGACAAGUUCCAAACUUUAUUUCUUCUAGGCACAACUUUCUCCCUUUGUGUUUCUUCUUUCCUGUCUCUCUUCUGCCUCUCCUCUGUUCUAGAUUCCCACUUUCUCUUCUCCAUCCUUUUCUCACAUCUGCCAACCCAGGAACUUUGAUAACGUGCUUAAUGUCCCAAAGUGCAGAAAUCUGAUGGUGCUCAGGAAUCUAAUACCCACCGCAAAAAACCAUCCCCGUUAACUGCUUCUAAAGUAACUCUGUUGACCGUUCUUCUUAGUUUUUUUUUUUUUCUCUUGAUAUUUGGUACUCCAAGCACUUUUUUGUUUGUCUCUAAGUUGAGCGCUUGGAGGUUGACAGGUAGUCAAAUGUAUGUAGUUUGACACUGUUAAUUUGUUAAAUGAAUAGUCAAAAGUUUGUUGACAAAUGAGUAAAGAAUGUUGAGAAAAAUUAUGCUUUGUACAAAUAAAGAACAUUCUUGUUAAAAGUGAUGACUCCUGUUUCAUCCUGCUUGUUUAUAGUAGGCUUUUGGGGAGGACGCACUAAUCGUCCCUGUAUAUAUAGUUUUUGGAAUGUGGACUGGGCCAGAUCUUUGUAAAUAUGGGAUCCUGCGUUGCCUUGGAUGACCAGCAGAUGCUGCUCUUCAACCACAGCAAGAGCUUUCCACGGCUCUGCUGGCACUGUGUUACUAGUUGCUCAGUGGCUCAACGUUUUUUGAGUCCCUACUGUGUCUGAUACUGUUCUAAAUACUUUCAAGUAUGAACUCUGGAAUCCUAUCAGAGAGAACAGCCUUUACCUCCAUCAUGUCGAUCACAAUGCUCUAUUAUCUCUAAUCCACAUAACUUUUUCAAAUCAUGAAUUUGUAAAUAACAUUUCAUAAAGUUGCAACCCCAGUAAUCAUUAGAUCUGGCGGCUUUUUCCUUCUCCACAUCAGAAACAUCCAUUCUUAAUUCCCAUGAGCACCACUCAGCUAAGCUCUCAAGUCCCAUCUGGACUCCUGUGGCUUCCUUUGAGCUGUUUCCUGCCACAUCUCUGCUUGCCCCAGCUUCCCCUGUGUACUGCUUGCCAAGUAGAUAUUCCUGGAACAUUGCUAUGUUCUAGUCCCUCACUGCUUCCCAUUAACUCUGUACUUAACUUGGUAUGCAAAAUCUGCUUGAGAAGGACUUGCCUUAGCUACUCCAGUCUGUUUCUACUUCAUUGUAAGUCUCCAGUCAGUGAAUCCCCAAAGAACUCCCUCCAUAUGGCUUUAGGUCUUCCCAAACUUUGACUACCUAAGAAAACCAUGUUUCCUGAGUGGGAAGUAUGACUUAAAACUACAGAAUUUAAGAGGUGCCUGGCUGGUUCAGUUGGUAGAACCUGUGAGUCUUGACCUCAGGGUGGUAAGUUUGAGCCUCAUGCUGGGUGUAGAGACUACUUUAAAAAAAAAAAA